This is a messenger RNA of Funneliformis geosporum, 637 nucleotides long. The record is from the annotation of a GenBank genome assembly. NCBI's taxonomy places the organism in Eukaryota, Fungi, Glomeromycota, Glomeromycetes, Glomerales, Glomeraceae.
UCAUUGCUCUUCGUGUAAGAAAAUUACUAAGGCUCAAGAAUAUAUGGCUGAGGAUUACUUAAAGGAGAGGGGAAGUAAGAAAAAAGAAGAAAAGUUUACUUGUAUUAAAUGUGAAGUAAUUUAUAAAGAAGAAUAUUUAGGUGGCGAAACCAAAGAUGAACUAAGGGAAUUAUUAUUAAGUGCUAAAAAAAAGGCUGAUAAAAUGCCAAAAGAAAAAGGUAGUUUUCGUUUAGAAGAAUAUUUCGAACAUUUAAUUAAUGCUUCUUAUCGUAUUUAUCAAGAAAAGUUAAUUAAGGAGAACGGAGAUAUUUAUCCUCUUCGUUCUACUAUUAUUAAGUUUGAUGGGUUUCGAUUAAGUUAUAACUGGUAUGGACGAACUUUAUUAGGACUAGAAAAAGUUGGUGAUUUGGAAAUUUACACCAAAGAAAUUCACCUUAAUAUCUUAUUUGCAUAUUAUCUAACGGGGAUAAAAACUGAUGUUCCUGAUUUUGAAAAGCACUUUGGAUUUCGUAAACUGAUUAAUACUAUAGCCCACGAGUUGUCUCAUUGUUUAUUGGCUAAUUUCAACCUUUUUUUCGGCUACAACCAUGGUGAAGAACAUAGAAAAUUGACCAAGGAUGUAGAAACCUUUUUAUGA